AUGAUGUCUGGACUAGCUAUGCGCACAUAUAGAAUUCUUAAACCAAAACGAUUACUUAAUAUUGUGGACUCAUCUUAUUUAAUUCGUUAUUUAAGAAAAAUCGCUGGAGCAUCCGUCCUAACAAUUGAAAGCAACUCGCACGAUGAAAUUACCACCACGUUUACAUUUUUUGGCUUUAUUUGUUUUGUAUUUUGGUAUUGCAUAUACUUCUAUUGUUUAUAUAAGAUUCAUGUUGAUGACCAGACUAUACUUCGAACUUUGUACGACACAAAAUUGAAGCAUUACGGCGACGGAGUUGAGAGAAUAAUGAAUACCAUGUUUAUCUCAUACGCUAUGUGGAAGGUACCUUUUGACUUGAGCGGUAGUGCAAACGAUAUGCAAUUGAUAGUAGAUAUUGACAAGGCCAUAAAAAACUUGGUGGGAGAAAUAGACUAUUCGAGACAUUUGCACUUAGUGGUGGUCAUUUGUUUAGCACACUUUAUCGUCAGUGGAACUAGGGUUUUCAGCAUUUGGGUGUCGCUUCUUAAUUUAGGAAGAAGUAUGCCAAUGGAGAAAGUAUUUCAAAUGGUUUUCACCGACUCCAUUGCCUUUAUAAUAGUAACACAAUAUUGCACUUACUUGGUCAUAUUGCGCAGAAGAUAUAAACAAUUGAAUAACGUUCUAAAUUCUAUAAAUUCAUCAGAGUUUUUUGUACAAUUUAUUCGACCCAGAACAAUAGAUAAAACAUUGUUAGUACAAGAAAAACAAGUUUGUAAGAAGAUUAAGGCCUGUGGAAAGAUUUAUAGUAUGUUAUAUAAAGCUACGGAAACAGCUAAUGAAAAGUAUGGCUUGGUCCUUCUUUUGACUAUGCUGAUGACGUUGUUACAGCUAGUUUUGUAUUUGUAUUACUUCAUGGAGGCUACUGCAUCAGGCUUAUUUCGAGAUCUUCAAAAUUACAUCGAUUUCUUAAUUUAUAUCGCGUGGCAAAUAAGUUUUGCUUUAACCAUUAUAUACGUUUGCAUUUAUUUUAGUGAAGCUACUGUCAAAGAAGCUCGAACUACUGCACACGUAACACAUGAAAUUAUAAACAGUGAUGCAAGUCCUACACUUAUAACGGAGGCUGUUAACUUAUCUCUACAAACUCUUCAACAAACGCCAACAUUUACGGCUCACGGUUUAUUUAAACUGGACCACGUGAUACUUCUAGAAGGGGCACGUUCCGUGACGACAUAUCUAGUGAUUUUACUUCAGUUUGUUACAGAUAAACGUUAG
Messenger RNA from Melitaea cinxia (Glanville fritillary), 1251 nucleotides. RefSeq names its product putative gustatory receptor 28a. Lineage: Eukaryota; Metazoa; Arthropoda; Insecta; Lepidoptera; Nymphalidae. Gene Ontology annotation, biological process: sensory perception of taste. Bases 1 to 1251 code for a protein of 416 amino acids. The transcript is spliced from 4 exons. The record is from RefSeq and is a predicted model, not a curated record. Gene Ontology annotation, cellular component: membrane; dendrite; neuronal cell body.